AUGGAACCAGCCCCUGUUGCCUCUGCCCUUUCGGGCAACAGCACACCUCCGCCUCCCCCCUCCUCCUUCCCCCUCUCCCCCCCGCCACCUGGCGGCCAAUCUCGCCUGGUCACGGCGAAAAGCGAGGAAGUUGGCGACUCGUUCGCAACUGAGCUUUUCGUGGCAGUCGUAAACGACUGCUACAUGAGAGUGGACUGUUGGUGCGGAAGCCCAACAGUCUACGCCUCGAAGGCCGAGGCUGAGGUUGGUGUCGGCCACCUCCGAUUCUUCCGCGCCGGCGAGGACCUUCGGGUCAUUCAAGUAAAGGACGACGAGCGCUGGCUUUGUGCGUGCGGAAGCACAGGGGAAUACCACCCGGCAUACGCCGCCAUCCUCGAGGGCAGCAGCCGGAAGCGCCCGGCAGAAGACUCCGAGUUCGAGUUGAUCGCGAACUCGGAGGAGAAGAAGAGCGGGCGGGCCGAGAGAGAGGUCCUUGCGACCGCCGGGACUUCUGUCCCAGGAUUUGUGGCCGGGCCAGCCGGCCAAGAACACGAAGGCUCAAUCGAGCAAGUUUUUGGGACCGCGAGGUCCAUGCUGGCCGGCGUCGCCGGCUUCGUCAAGACGAUGGGAGGCUCGGUCCUCAGCCUCCUCGACAAAAUCCGAGGGGCGGUGCGACCAGCACCAGCCACCGAGGUCCGCGCCGUCAGCGGCGCCAACGUCGCCAUCAAGCGCAUCAAGCGCAUGCACUCGGUGCUAGCCAACCCAACGCUGGCGACAGAACAACUCGGCAUUGCCGAGUUCCCCUAUCUCGAGUGGGUGACGGACGUCACCCAAAACGUCGGGUUGGAGGCGCUCCAGCGCCUCUACGGAGGGCUGGAGACGCUCCAGAACCAACUCGACAGCGGCAAAUACUCUGGCGGCGUGAGCGUCGAGACCAUCAAGAAGGAGCACGACCCCGCCAGCGGCGAGCUUCUUGAGCUCAACAGCGCUCUUGCCCAUCUCUCGGAGCAGCUGUACGGGAAGAUCGAGAACACGGACAGCCGCAGGGAUCGGGCGAACAAGUUCAACCAGACGGUCAUCGUGUUUCGGAAAGGCCUUCGGACCGCCAUGGGCUUCAUAGACAAGGUCUACAACUCGCAGUCGCUCGAUAACAUGAAGCGACGCCACCCAAGGCCGCCAAAGUCUGUGUGUCUCGCCGACAUCUUCGGCAGAUGCGACUACCGGAUCGGUGCCGAGUUUCUCGGCUUUCUUUUGACCAUCAAAGAUGUGAUUGGUCUCACGGGAGAUGACGAGCUGGCCAUCACCAAGAUUGUUGUGGAUGUUAAUGCCCUUCACAAGCAAGAAUUGCUCCCUAGCUUCGUCAUUUGCCCUGGUCUGCAUGAUGUCCCGGUCAUGCCAGGCAGCUACCCCACCCCUUUUUUCGACGAGAUUGAGGUUGGCCAGACGACUAUCGACCCAGUCUAUGCCUUGAAGCAUCCAUCGCCGGCCCCGAGACGAGUGGGAACCCCCCUCAAGCCGUGCAAGCCGAGACGCAUCAUCCAGCCCAAAGGAAUCCUGAAGCAGUCGAAGCCUUGGGACGAGAACCCGGCCUCACCCAAGUACGUUUCGACGCCCGAGAAGAAACGAACACUCGACUUUCUCAGUCCUUUGGCCAUCUACUCGCCGCCUAGCAAGGCUCCUGUCGUGACCAUUACCGCAGCCGAGGCAGAAGAGAUUGCGCAGCAAGAGAAGAAGGCCGCAGAGGCUGCUGCAGAGGCUGUUGCAAAGCAAGAGCACGAGGACGCACGAUUGGCCGAAGAUCUCUAUUGGCAAUCUCUCCAUGGCAGUGACAAGCAUUCUCCCAGCACCGUGGCAAUGGCCGAGAGCGAGAUGCGACUCCGUUACCACCACCUUAAGUACGGCAAAUUCCUGCAAGAUGUCGCGCUCGACAUCAAGCACGGCAUUGAGAAGCAGAAGGAGCUCGACGAGCACAAGAUGAAGAUUGAGCAAGCUCGUCUUGAUGCGGAGCUUCAGCAUCAUCAGCGGCUGAAGGUCAUGUCGAAGAUGAGAGCCUCGUCGUACAAUCUCCUGAGUGAGGACGAGAGACGUGUGCUCUGGGACAAGCACCUUGAACGUUUGGAUAGUCAGCCGCAUGGUAGCACUGUCGAGAACCAUGAGAUUGCAGCCAGUCGCCAGAUCGAUCUCGAGGUGACCAACCAAAUCGAGGGAGAAUGGGUGAAAUCCAUCGAGCGCCGCAAUGCGGAAGAGGCUGAGCACAAGGCCAAGGAAGAGGCUCGUCGUAAAGCUGAAGAAGAAGCGCGUCUGGCUGAGGAAAAGGCACGACGCAUUCAAGAAGAGGCACGACGUGCUGAGGACGAGGCCCGGCGACGAGUGGCCGAAGAGGCUGCUGCAUACGAGGCCGAGACGGGGCUUAGACGUGCCCGGCGAGCGUUGGUCACCCCGCUGCAGCCAGACUGGGACGCAAAAGUCGACCGUGCUACGAGUCGAGAUAGUUUCUCAGCCAACUUGGCACAGGCAGUCGAUGGAAGCAAUCUCACAGGCCGCGACAUGUCAAUGCUGAUCCCGCCAACGGAAUGGCUCAACGACAAUGUCAUCAAUGCCUCGCUCGCGCAUCUCGCCAGAAGGAUGAACGCCGUUAACGACAAUGCUGGAGACGGCAGAGAUCAAGCUCCGAAGUGUGCUGCCUUGAGUUCAUUCUUCUAUCUUCGUAUACAGAGUGCGGGCCCAAACAGCGCGGGGCGUAUAAUGCGGCAGGCCAACGUCAGAGCGCCGUUCUUCCUUGACAUUGAGACGAUCCUCGUCCCCAUUUGCAACAGCAAUCACUGGACUCUGGGUGUGGUUCGCCCCACGCGACGGACGGUGGCGCAUAUGGACUCGAUGCGCGCAACUGGUGGCACCGAGGUCACGGGCAUGUUGCUCAACUGGGUCAAGGCGACUUUAGGGCAGGCGUUUGUCGAGAGCGAUUGGAAGGUAGUCGACUAUGGGGCACCGCGGCAGACCAAUGGCUGGGACUGCGGCGUUUUCACCAUCACCAACGCUAUUUGCAUGGCAGCGGGCCUGGACCCAAGACAUGCAUACACGAGCCGAGAGCUCUCGCUUCAGAGACGACGCCUAGCAGCGGUUUUGCUCAACCAAGGCUUUCACGGCGAUUUCAGCCUCGAUGAUCUCUAG
Molecule: messenger RNA, 3150 nt
Organism: Lasiosphaeria miniovina
Lineage: Eukaryota; Fungi; Ascomycota; Sordariomycetes; Sordariales; Lasiosphaeriaceae
Exons: 2
Coding region: 1-3150 (1049 amino acids)
Biological process (GO): proteolysis; protein desumoylation
Cellular component (GO): nucleus
Molecular function (GO): deSUMOylase activity
Source: RefSeq, a predicted model, not a curated record